GAUUAGGAAUAUUGGAAUUGUACUUUCUACUACUCCCCAACUUCUGUGUUCCUUGCGUUGUCCCUUGGCGGAGCGGUAUCGAACUUCCCAACGAUGGAAGCUUCACCGGAAAGAGAUGCCUCUGCAACCAAUACUCUAAACCCUUCUCUCGAAGCAAUCCACCCACUCGUUCCCCAUCCCGUGAACGAGUGUGAUUCAAUCGAGCAACUGCCUCAGAAAACCCUAGAAGAAGUAGGAGCAGCAGCAGCAACGAGCGAGGAACGAAGCGACAAAACAGCGUUUGCGUCCGGCGAAGAAACACAACCUUUGAAUUUUCAGUUACAUGAAUGCUUGGAUUCAGUUGAGAAACGGAAGAGAAAGGACCCCGAGGAAGUAAACGGAGAAGCUAAAAAUGCACACCAUCCUCUGUGGAAGACAUCCUUGUGUUCGUAUUUCAGGAGCGCAUCGGGGUCUUGCAGCCAUGGGGAUGCUUGCAGGUUUGCCCAUGGCGAGGAAGAACUGCAGCCUCGGCCGGAUAACACCUGGGACCCCACGUCCGAAAGGGCAAAGAAGCUUAUGAAGUGCGAGAAUGGAGAGAAAGUUAAAACCACUGAUUUGGCGGAUAAUGUUCUCAUGACAGAUGCUCUAGUCUAUUCGUCAGAUCCUUCCCUUGCCAAAUGCUUAGUGCAUCUCCCGCUGAAUUGGAAUUCAGACAAAUUGAGGAGUCAUCUUACUGAUCAGGGCAUUAUGUAUAAAACAGCUAAAAAGAAGAAGGGUAUGACUGUUGGUUUUAUGAGUUUUGAAAGUACCGAACAGGUCAAAAAUGCUAUUGAGAUGCUGGAUGGAAAACCUAUAGCUAGUAGGCAUGUAAAGGUUGCAGAUAUCAUCCCACGAUCAUUUGAGAUGGAAACUAAAUUGGCAAUCCCUCCUACUGAGAGCAUCAAGCAACCUACAGAAACUUUCUUGAGCAACGAGGGUCCAAGUGUUUCUAUUUCUUUAAAUUGUCAUCAGGAUGGUGACCCUGUUGAGAAGGGUGAGUCAGUAAUUGAUGAUUCUGUUUCAAGGGAAAGAAGCGUUCGCACUGUGGUGACUCCCCUUGCUCAUUUGCCCUACAGUGAUCAGUUGGAGCACAAGAAAAGAGCACUCCUACAAGCUCUUAAAAAACUUACUCGAAAUGCACGUAAAGCUUGUCCAGAUAAAAUUCCUAUUCCAGAAUGGAUUCUCAAGUCUAGAGAAAUUGGGGGUCUUCCAUGUAAACUAGAGGGUAUCCUUGAAUCACCCCUUGUAAAUGAAUACCGAAACAAGUGUGAGUUCUCAGUUGGAUACUCUGUUCAGGGAAAACCAACUGUAGGUUUUAUGCUUGGAAACUUCAGGGAGGGUGUGACUGCAGUUGAGGAGCCUGUGAGUUGCCCAAAUGUUUCUAGAAUUGCUUGCAGAUUUGCCUCGAUCUUUCAAGAAUUUUUACAACAUUCAACUCUUCCCAUCUGGAACAGAAUCAAUAAUAAAGGGUUUUGGCGUCAAUUGACGGUUCGAGAAGGCCGAGGUCGAGGUCAGACUGUUGAGACUGAAAAUCCAGUGUCCAACAUCUCAGAAGUAAUGGUUAUGGUUCAGGUUUCCUCAUCUGGUUUUGAUGAUGAACUGAUAACAAGUGAACUUCAGAGAAUGACUCGACUUCUUGCUUCAGGAGCUGCUGAAAAUUCUCCACCUCUUCCUCUGACCGCAUUGGUAGUUCAGGAUCACACAGGAAUAUCAAAUGUUGCACCAGCUGAUGCUCCAUUGUGCACGCUACCAAUACCAAAGGCAGAGUGUACUAGUGGACCAGAUGCUAUAAGUAACACCACAGAAGCAAGAAUUCAUGACUACAUAUGCAAUCUUCGCUUCUCCAUUUCACCAACAGCUUUUUUCCAAGUUAACACUCUUGCUGCAGAGAAGCUGUACUUUCUUGCUGGCGAGUGGGCAGGUCUGGGUCCUGAUACCUUGCUUUUCGAUAUAUGUUGUGGGACUGGAACAAUUGGCCUGACAUUAGCACAUCAAGUUGGUAUGGUUGUAGGCAUUGAAAUGAAUGCUUCUGCAGUCACUGAUGCUCACCAAAAUGCAGAGAUUAAUGGCAUAAAAAACUGCAGGUUCGUCUGUGGGAAGGCAGAGGAUGUCAUGGGAUCUCUAUUGAAGGAGUAUUUAGAUGUCCCAUCCAAGCAAGAUGAAAUUGAAAAUGUCCCUGAAAGCAGUGGCAAGGAAGAUACACAUGAUAGAGAAAAAGAGAAAGAUGCCUCCAUGGACAAAAUACAAGAUCUUGAAGAAGGCUCAGAGCACCAAUUCAUUGAUGUUAAAAGUGCAUCUAGCUGUCCAGAUAAAGGUGGGGAACAGCUUGAAGACCCAAUCAAGAAUAGCUGCAUUUUGGAAGAUAAUAAUAACCACCGAGUGCCUAAAUAUAAAGAGGUUGUUGCUAUUGUUGAUCCUCCACGUGGAGGCCUUCAUCCUGUUGUUAUUAAAGCUUUAAGGACUCAUCCACGUCUACGGCGGCUUGUUUACAUCUCCUGUAACCCUGAAACCUUAGUGGCAAAUGCGAUCGAGCUCUGUACACCAUCCAGUGACAAAAAUGAGAAAGGGAAUAAGAAUAACCGGGUAUGGAGGAACAUGAGCAAUGCAGGUCUGGCUAGACACAGGGCAAAGUCCAUGCCCAACUCUGAACCUUUUCAUCCUGUCAAAGCGAUGGCGGUUGAUCUCUUUCCACAUACCCCACACUGUGAACUGGUGAUGCUUCUAGAGAGGUAAAAACAGGGUAUCCAUUAAAUGUCCUCACUCACUUACAAUAGCAU
Messenger RNA from Telopea speciosissima, 2795 nucleotides. RefSeq names its product zinc finger CCCH domain-containing protein 24. Gene Ontology annotation, biological process: RNA processing. The coding region runs from base 94 to 2751 and encodes 885 amino acids. The transcript is spliced from 14 exons. Gene Ontology annotation, molecular function: RNA methyltransferase activity; nucleic acid binding; metal ion binding. NCBI's taxonomy places the organism in Eukaryota, Viridiplantae, Streptophyta, Magnoliopsida, Proteales, Proteaceae. The record is from RefSeq and is a predicted model, not a curated record.